This is a messenger RNA of Strongylus vulgaris, 243 nucleotides long. Lineage: Eukaryota; Metazoa; Nematoda; Chromadorea; Rhabditida; Strongylidae. The record is from the annotation of a GenBank genome assembly.
AUGUGGCGAGGUGAGAAUUCGUGGCGAGGCUGCACACACACACAAUUGGCCCGUCCUGUUGGCUUUUGGAUCGAGUUCUCAGUCCCUCGCGUCAAACACGACGAGAACCGAAGAUCACUGUGGCCUAGUCGUUCGCAUUAUCGUCGCCCAUCGUCCAGUGGGUGGUCAGCUGGACCCGCCCACGUGUGUGGAACUGCCGCAGCUGACCUCGACGAGCGCUCUUGCGACGUAUCCCACUAUUGA